Messenger RNA from Humulus lupulus (European hop), 2460 nucleotides. Its product is annotated as serine/threonine-protein kinase PBL34-like. Bases 712 to 2178 code for a protein of 488 amino acids. Gene Ontology annotation, biological process: protein phosphorylation. Gene Ontology annotation, molecular function: protein kinase activity; ATP binding. The transcript is spliced from 6 exons. The record is from RefSeq and is a predicted model, not a curated record. NCBI's taxonomy places the organism in Eukaryota, Viridiplantae, Streptophyta, Magnoliopsida, Rosales, Cannabaceae.
CUUCUUAACGCUCAAAUUAAUGCUCUUUUGAUUCUCUCACUCUCUCUCCUCCUCUCUUUAUCGUUCUCUCCGAACCACAUUGCCCGUUUGGAUUUUUUUGGUUUGUUUAACUCGCUCUGUCUUUCUCAAAUGUGUGUUUUAGCGAGUGAUGAGUGAGUGUCUUUUUUGGUACUAUAUAAGAGAACUGACAAUUCAUUAUCAAUGAUACAUUUUGUCUCUUCAAAAUGCUCAGUCUCUGGUUUUCAUGAAUGGGGUCUUUUUUUGUUUGGGGAUGAACAUUAAACAUCAAACCUUUGAGUGUUCUUUCUGUGAUAGCUACAGAUUACUUUAGUGGGGUUGUUGGUCUUGUUCUGUAUUUUUUGUCUUGCAUGUCUUCUUUGUCAUCUAAUCCAGUCGUUUUGAACGAUUCAAACCUUUUAAAAGCCAGUUCUUUCAUAUGGGUUUGAUGAUUUUUUUGGGUUAUUUUAUCUCCUCUCAUCAUUUUGUUUUGAAUUGAGCACUCUCAGUUUUUGAAAGGGUCUAGCGGGUUUGGUAGAAUUUUGACUAUUUUGACGAUUCUUUUUGUGGGUUUGGUUUUGCAUUGGGUAAAUUUUGAAUUUAUAGUACUAUUUGAUGAGCUUUGAUAUUGGUAGAUUUGAGAAUUUUUUUGUAAGUGGGGAUGGGAGUGUUUUGGUUUUUGUAGAAUGGCAUAUUUAUCAGUGAUGGGUUGUUAUGUUUGAGGAUUUUGAGAAGAUGGGAUUAGGUCCUGAUGCUAUUCAAGUUGGUGCGUGGAGUGUGGGAAAAUCAAAUGGAAAGAAAAAGAAAGACGAGGAUGAUGAAGGGACAGGGUGUUGGAUUAAAUUUAGGUUCAUGGGGGGCUGCUUGUCUUCGAAGGCCAAAGUGGAUGGCUCCAUAAGUGGCAGUGGUACUAGCACACAAUAUGCGGAAAGUAAAUCUACAAAUGACACCAGCAAAGACCAACCAGUUGUUCCAGUAGUUUCAUCGUCGACAACUACUAGCUUUGCUGAAAGUACUCCAUCAACUCCCAAUGUAGCUGAGGAAUUGAAAAUUUCUUCUCAGCUUCGAAAAUUCAACUUUAAUGAGCUGAAGUCUGCUACAAGAGGUUUUAGAUCUGAGAGUCUUCUGGGUGAGGGUGGAUUUGGCUGUGUAUACAAAGGUUGGAUCAGCGAAGGUGGAACUGCUCCAGUGAAAGCAGGCAUGGGGAUUCCAGUUGCAGUAAAGACUCUGAAUCAUGAUGGACUCCAGGGUCACAGAGAAUGGCUGGCUGAAGUUAAUUAUCUUGGUGACCUUCUGCACCAGAAUUUAGUUAAGUUGAUUGGUUGCUGCAUCGAGGAUGAUCAAAGGUUACUUGUUUAUGAGUUUAUGCCCCGUGGAAGCUUGGAGAAUCACCUUUUUAGGAGGUCUCUGCCUCUUCCUUGGUCAAUCAGAAUGAAAAUAGCACUUGGUGCUGCAAAAGGUCUUGCCUUUCUUCACGAGGAAGCUGAAAAGCCAGUGAUAUACCGAGAUUUUAAAACAUCUAAUAUCUUAUUGGAUGCGGACUACAAUGCAAAGCUUUCUGAUUUUGGGCUAGCUAAAGAUGGUCCAGAGGGUGAUAAAACUCAUGUAUCUACCCGGGUGAUGGGCACUUAUGGUUAUGCAGCUCCUGAGUAUGUGAUGACAGGACAUCUUACUUCAAAGAGCGAUGUCUAUAGCUUUGGAGUGGUUCUGCUUGAAAUGUUGACUGGCCGAAGAUCUAUGGACAAAAAUCGACCGAAUGGAGAGCAGAACUUGGUGGAGUGGGCGCGGCCACAUCUUGGAGAAAGGCGAAGGUUCUAUCGACUAUUAGAUCCUCGACUUGAAGGUCGUUUCUCAAUCAAAGGUGCUCAGAAAGCACUUCAAUUGGCUGCUCACUGCCUUACCCGUGACCAGAAAGCUAGGCCAUUGAUGAGUGAAGUUGUUGAAGUGCUAAAGCCUCUGCCUGAGAUGAAGGAUAUGGCGUCUUCCUCAUCAUACUUUCAAGCUCUUCAGGUAGAGCGAUCUGGGUCUGCUGCUAGAAAUAACAGUAGAAUGCAGACAGGGCUCGUUAGGAAUGGACAACCAAUAAGAAGCCUCUCUGCAUCAAAUGCUCAGCAUGCUUCUCCGUAUCACCUCAAUCAGCGAAACUGGUCACCAAAACCUAGAGAACAAUCUUCGAAGUGAGUGCAGUUUGAACUCUGACCCUUGUUUUGCUUGUUCUUAUUUUUAUGGGGUAUGAAAAUAUGUUAGAGAUCAACUGAUGAACUAAGUUGUGGUGGGCUUGGAAUGGUGCCAAUUUAACUUUUUGAAAUGUUGAGAGGCUGAGUAACUAAGGUACUCCAGUCUUGAUGACCCUGCUCAAAGGCUAGGAAAUUGUAUUGAAAGGUUAAACUUAACAGGAAAGAAUGAUCCAGCCUUGUUUUUCAUUUCAUUUAAAAAUGGUAUAGAAAACAUAAUUUAACCUUU